AUGACCAGUAGUCUUAGAAUCUUCGAAACCACCUUUACCAUAGUCAUCUUCACCAGCAUGAACAACAAUGGUUCUACCAAGGAUGUCGUUAACUUUAACCAAGGAGUCUUUGAUUUGACCUUUAGCAACACCAUUGGCAUCAGUGGCAAUGUUACCCAAGUCACCAACGUGACGGACGUCAUCAGUUGGACCACCGUGUUCUUUACCUUCAGGGUUGAAGUGAGGACCAGCAGAAGUACAACCAUUGGUGUUGUCACCGAAUUGAUGGAUGUGGAAACCUCUCAAGGCAUUUGGAUCGUUACCAGAAAUUUCCCAGGAGAUAGUGGUUGGUUCGGAUUCAGAAGAUUGUUCGAAGUAAACGACACCGGAGACUUUAGAAUCACCUCUAACGACAGCAACUAG
Molecule: messenger RNA, 402 nt
Organism: Candida tropicalis MYA-3404
Lineage: Eukaryota; Fungi; Ascomycota; Pichiomycetes; Serinales; Debaryomycetaceae
Product: superoxide dismutase
Exons: 1
Coding region: 1-402 (133 amino acids)
Source: RefSeq, a predicted model, not a curated record